Physella acuta is the source of this 1330-nucleotide messenger RNA. RefSeq lists its product as uncharacterized. NCBI's taxonomy places the organism in Eukaryota, Metazoa, Mollusca, Gastropoda, Physidae. The record is from RefSeq and is a predicted model, not a curated record.
UUGAUCGACCGGCCGAAUUAUCCAUCAAAGCGUAGCACGUAUGCUUAUUAAUAUUAAUGCUAAGUACUUGCGGAUUCAGUGGGGCAACAUUAAGGUUGGAUGUCGUCUUUCUAGCACAGUUACAUGAUAGCUGGCUAGUUGGGUAGGAAAAGUUAAGGAAGCAUUUAAGUCAAGAUGUUGAGAAGACGAUGUUUUUAAUGCAACAGCUCAUUACGUAACCUGGCUGGAUAUUAUAGUUGAGAUGGCGCAAUGGUCUAACAUAAGGGAGCCGCCACCGAGCAUCACCGAAGAACCAGGAACAACUAAUGCCACUCCCCCAUUCCCUGCUUCAACCUACUAUGUGCGAGACAAGUUUUCACCUCUGCCCGAGUCCCUAACUAGCUACUGUCCACCUGCCAAGAAAAAAAGUUUAUUUUUAGCCUAUGUGUUAGCGUUAUCUCCCCUUGGCUUGCUGGGAGCGCAUCAUUUUUACCUGAAGCGCCGCAUAUGGGGUAAACUUUAUGCCUGCACACUUGGACUUCUGGGAGUUGGUUAUUUCGUCGACUGGUUCCGUAUCCCAUGGCUGGUCAGAGAAUAUAAUUACCCACAUAAAAGAAAACAAUUAUGGAAGGUUUCAGAAGCUUACAUUUUAUGGCUGCCAUUUGGGUUACUUGGGUUUCAUCGUUUCUAUUUGGGUCAUUACAGUCGGGGUAUAACGUAUGCAUUAACCUUUGGACUUUGUGGAUUUGCUUGUAUCAGAGAUCUCUUCAAAAUACCCAUUUUAGUGAAAACUAAAAAUACACCGAAAAUUGUUCGAAAAUAUAAAAAGAAAAGCAUUUACAUCGCUUAUCUUCUUUAUAUAACAGGCGGUAUUUUUGGGAUUCACCACUGGUAUUUGAAGCGUUCCGCUUGGUCAAUACUUUACCAAAUAACGCUGGGGUUUCUGGGACUGGGAUGCGUGCUGGAUUUUUUCCGCAUACCAUCGUUAGUGUCGCAUGCAAACGAUGAGAUUAGUGGGAAGAGAUUACCCGGCACAGCGUGUAUCGUAGAUGCCUACCAGCUCUGGUUUUUUUUUGGCUUGCUGGGCUUUCAUCACUUUUAUUUGAAUCGUGUGUGCUGGGGGAUCCUUUACUUUUUUACCCUCGGUAUCCUGGGCAUCGGUUGGUUGGUUGACUUUGUGCGAUUGCCAUAUUUGGUUGAGGAUUUUAACAAAAAGCUUGCAUAUCGAAGUCCCUCAGAGGCCCCCAUUUCUACAGUAGCGCCCACACAUGCAGUAGACACCACACAUACGGUAGACCCCACACAUACAGUAGCCCCCACACUUAAUGUAGCCCCCACACCUACUGUAGCC